AUGGAAGAGCAGUACAGGUUUUGGCAGUCUGUGUUUGGGUCGAAUCUACAUGGCAGGUUAUAUUACUUUUCUGUACGCGAGACGAUAGCACUCCGGAGUCGUCCAGAGAUUCCAGUUUCCAACGUUCUGCGCUUGAAGACAUUCUUCGUAAAUUUAGAUGUGGGUGCUCCGGAGCGUCUUGCACCGGAGCUGCACGUGGAUGGUGAAGAGCUGCCAGAAUGGUUUGAUGCAAGCAGCCUACUGUGCUUGAGGGUGCCCAGUGCAUUCGCUGAUCGUGUCAUCAAAGGACAAUGGGCUCAUAUAGCUGUUCCAGAUCCUGCCUUGAACAGUUUGUUCCAUGCAGAAACACGUCAGAGGUGCAGGGUUUUCGGGUGGUCGCACUGUCCGCCUUGCUUGUCCAGCGGAUUUCAGCAGCCUGUUUUCGAGGCAGAGGAUUUGGAGGAACCUUUUACAGCAGAUUCAGCGCACAUGGUUUUGCGGACACUUCAAGACGCAGCGGCGCAGAUUGCACAGCUUCAGCCAGGGAAUCCACAGCAGGCAGCUGUACUUGAGUCUUGUCAGCGAGCUGCACAGUUGAUGCGAGCGCUUCAAGAUGAGCUUGAUCCUGUAAACUUGCAGCAGGGGAUGUUAGAGAUUCGUGGUCGAGUCACAUCCGGAAAGUUGCCUUACAAGGCUCAUUUUCUCAUCAAGUGCAUGCUCAUUAGCUAUCACUUGCGAGAUGCUUCCGAUCUGCGAAAGGUUUUGAAGCAUGCCAUAGAAGCUGUGAUGCCCAAGCGUUUCGCGGAGCCUUUACUUCAACAGUUUUCUGAUCCUUCGAAAGUUCGGGUACCCAGUGCUACCAAGCAAUCACGAACUCGUUUGUCGAUGGAUGCAGCUUUUAUGUUGCAUCGCCGUCAGGUCCACAAGGCUUCAAUGGAUGAUUCUGUCAGGUACAUCAUGGCAGAUUCUUCUGUCCAGGGCCACCAUGACUUUGAACUGAUACGAUGUGUCACGUUGUCUGUGUCCCAAAGUGAUGAAAUGUUUCGGUGUGCUCAAGAGUUGCAUUCUCUGUGGCGGGCUUCCGGUCUUGCAGAGGCCGAUGCACUUGAAGCAGACAUCCAAGAAGCCGUGGCUAAGGAGCGAGAUCUCUUCUCAACUAUCUCGAAAGGUUUGCUGACUCACUUGUUUCCAAGCGUUGUCAUCGGCAGCGGGCACGCGAGCUUGUACCACAAAACCCAUGCAUUGGCCCAUGCCGUGUGGCUGGAAACGGGAGAUUGCCUCUCGAUGGAAGCCUUUUUCAAAACAGUGCUGUGUUUCUGCACAGACCAAGGUGUGGAAGCAUCCUUCAGCAAGGUGCCUCUGCUGGCUGUGCGCACUUUGUUGCCGUGGGCCCCUUUGCCAAAGAACCGGCAAGAUGAACAUGACUGGGCGCCCGCCCCAGACUUGGCUGCGUUGCAUGCAGCAGCCACGAUAGACUUGUCAGGUUCAGUGGGAGUGCCAGGCAUGCUACACAUCAUACACAACUCGACAGUUGAUUUUGGACAUUCCAUGCCGAGAUUUUCUGAAGUUGUCAAUCAGCUGCAGCACCUGUGCAAGUUUUUGCGGAAGCGGGACACAAAACAACGGCUUCUGGAAUCCUGCUUCCAAGACCCUGUGGGACGACAUUUGCAAGCGGAGUUGAGAGCGUUUUCUGCGAAGCUGCACACGGGCCGGUGGGGAUCUAUCGCCGAAUGCGUCAGACAAGUUCUGCAGGUUGAAACAUCCUUGAGGUAUGGCUGGGAUCUUGCAAAGUAUGGCAAUGCGAGGCCACGACUUGCAGGUGAGAGCGAGCACGGAGUCGAUCUGACGAUUGUUGACAGUGCCAUCAACAAUUCAUUUUUUUGGGGUUACGUGCAUAUGUUGCAGAGUCUCACACACAUGGUCCAGUCUGCUUUGGGUUGGUGUGAAUCUUGUGUGUGCCACGGCAGUCUUCCAGUAAACGACCGAACCAAGCAGCUUCAACAGCAGUGGCGCGCAUGCCCACUUCGGGCAUGCCGUGCUCCGGAGCUAGCGGCUGGAGGGUUCAUGCAACUGUUACGGCGUAUCUCAAGCACAUCUGCUGGACACUUGCUUGCGUCCCUUCCCAGAGACCUAGAUCCCCCCGACAGGGCUACCUUGCUGAGCGAAUACGAGAGAGGAAGAUCCCAUUUGCUGUUCGUACUGGGGCUGCGGCUUGAUCAUUGGCGGCAUCCACCUUGGUCCGUGUUCGGGUGUGGGCACAUAGAUCCUCAGAUCAGCAAGGAUUUUCUACGGAGGCACCUUGCCAUCCAAAGUUCUCAUAGCUUGAUUCAGGAGCUGCAGGAGCAGCAGUUGGCAGCACAGGCGCAAGCAUACAUUGAUGGUGAUGGGCAGGGUGAUUCUAGUCUGGCCAGACUUCCCCGGCUCACACGUUUCAUGGCCAAGUUGCUGUUCUGCCCCGUCGCAGAACGACUGGUGGAAGGAGACCAUGCUCAGGUUCACCACCGGAUUGCGUUGGCUCGCAACCAUUCCACUGCCUAUGUCAGCAUGACUCGGAGGAUGCCUGAAAUGCAGACCCUUCUGGAGUCCGAGCCAGACUUCCUGAAGACCUUGGCGGACUUGGUGGAGAAGGUGCACAGUCCACAGCUGGUCGUCAAGGAGUUAGGAUUGGCGGAUCACCCCAGCGUGUCGAGAAUUACGAAUUACAGGGACCCCAUGCAUGGCAAAAUCGUUUACCACGCAGACCCGUUGACUCUGUAUCGAGCAGCUCCGGCCUGGCAGGAUGUUCCCCGCCCACCGCGGCCCCCUCAAGAGGCCAUGGUGCUGCGUCGCAAUGCUGCUGGCGCAAGAGAUGCUGCCAAUGCAGCAGGUUCAGGUGGUUCUGCUUCAGCCAGCAGCGCAGGCUUACCUGCACAGGGCCUGGCGUCAGGAUCCGACCAGCCACGGGCGUUGGCUGACGGCAGCAAGGAAAGUGAUAUGCUAGAGAUGCUCGAGGUCGUGUCUCCCGACGGGGCAGUAGCUGCAGCUCCCUAUCACACAACAUUUUCCCACGCAGUUGAUGACAUCUUCAGAAGUCUUGUUAUUCGUGGUGCUGCGUCCAUGUUGGCAGAUGAUGAUUCUGACAUGACAUUCUGCGUCAAGCUGAACCCUGAUUCUUUGCACUUGCUGUGCAAUCCCGGUGCAUUGCAGGUGGAGGAAGUAGACUACAGCUCGCUGAUUUGUAGCGGUUGGUUGUUUGCGCAGUUGAUCCGGAAAGGUGUCGGCGAUAUUCAUAUACCGCAAGCGCAAAUUUUCAAGCGGUCCGAUUGGGCCGUUGCCCCGCUGCGAGUCUUGGAGUGCAACAAAGCCGAAAGGACAUUCACUGUCGAGUCGUCCCCUGUACAACUGCCUUCUGUCGCAAAGCCUGGCCAGCAAGAUUGCACGAAUGUUGUCUUGCGCUUAGACAGCUUGCCGCUGCAAGCAUUGUUGAAGAUGUGCACUUGGACAAAGCGCCCAGAACUGGUGUACGGUUUACGAGGAUUUUCUGCAGAUGGCGUGUCUGCCGAUGACUUCAAAUGUCUGCCAGCGCUGCUAGCAGAGCUUCUUGCUGCAGGCGGUAUGGAUUUGAAAGGGACGGACAAGGAUUAUAGCCGCAAGCGGUCUCUGUUGUGUGAGCUGAAGGAGCAGGGCUUGGUGCAGAGUGUCGACGAUGGGUCAUGGUGUCUGACAGACGAGGGUCUCAGCAGUGUGGAGAUAGGACGUGUUUUGAGUGACUGCAAACCACUAGUGCGACCCAGAGACAUUCCUUUCCAGGAUAUGGAGUGCGUGGACCUGCUGCUUUCUUUGAACUCUGAUGGUUGGCAGUGUGAGUCAGUCGUUGCGAAGAUGCUUCCGUGCGAAUCUUACGUUCAUGGGGAAUCGCCGAAGGUUUGGUACCACCAGAUUGGCAAGCAAUCCCUGUGUGAUUCUUAUCUGCUGCUCCUGCUCACAGCGCAUGAACACAAGCAACCUGUGCCACACUUGAAGCCACAGUCUGUGUAUGACCAGAUGCUUGGGAAACCAACCAAAGCUCAAACCCGAAAAAGAGCGGCCAGCAUUGUUUUUCUGCAGGACCCAGAAGUGUGGGUUGACGAGUCUGCGUUGUUGCCCUUGCCGAAGAAGCGUGCGCCCCGUGACAACCGUGCACGUGCAGGCCCUGGCCAGGAUGCGUUGCUGGACGAUUUUCCGGAACUUGACACAGUUCUGGAGCACCCUGCAAUCGAAGAUGCCGAGGACGAAGGUGAAGACGAGAAUCUGUGUGCUGAUGCUUCCUUUGCGGCAUCAGAUCCCGGUGACAAUGAGGAUGGCAAAUCACAUGCGGUCAUCCUGGCCAUCGGCCAGAGCAAGCUAGUGCUGCUUGCACAAAAACGCGGUCCAAUGCCAUAG
Messenger RNA from Symbiodinium sp. CCMP2456, 4380 nucleotides. Lineage: Eukaryota; Dinophyceae; Suessiales; Symbiodiniaceae. The record is from the annotation of a GenBank genome assembly.